CCGCCUGUUGAUUUAAACAACCAAUCAGAAUUGGGGGUGUCUCCUGACAGACAGCCGCGAACUGCUUGAAUUCUUCCUGUUAGAAUUAUUGCUGCUGUAUUAAAUUGUUCAGCAAACUACGUUGUUUUGAUAUUUAAGCCAGUAUGGACGUCCUCAGUUCCAUUGAAAAUCACUCAGGUGCAAAUAAUUGUUCAGUUUCUACGCCGAAGGGCAAUGACUCGAAGAACGCAGCUUUAAGGAGGACUCCGUUCUCAAAGUUUAGGAAAGUGCACUCCAGCUUCAAGUCACCUCUCCAAGUAACAGAGUGCACAAAACGUAGCCCAGAAGAGGAGGUGGAGGAGCUACAGAGACAAGAGGAACAACUGGACACAGAGAUUACUCAGCUGGAAGCUGAGGGGUACAGAGUGGAGGAGCUGGAGCGUCAUAUCGACAUGCUGCACGAGUACAAUGACAUCAAAGACAUUGGUCAGACGCUCUUGGGCCGCAUUGCUGCACUGAGGGGAACCACCACACGGGAUCUCUACAGCCACUUUGGUCUUGAGCUGGAUGAUUGACAGACGGAAAAAG
Molecule: messenger RNA, 567 nt
Organism: Thalassophryne amazonica
Lineage: Eukaryota; Metazoa; Chordata; Actinopteri; Batrachoidiformes; Batrachoididae
Gene: swi5
Product: SWI5 homologous recombination repair protein
Exons: 5
Coding region: 144-554 (136 amino acids)
Biological process (GO): double-strand break repair via homologous recombination
Cellular component (GO): Swi5-Swi2 complex; Swi5-Sfr1 complex
Source: RefSeq, a predicted model, not a curated record